UCAUAGGUGACGUCAGAUUUGUGUCUGAUGAAAACAAGGAAGAGCAACGUGCAAGUAGUAGUAGAUCAUAUGGAGAGUAACUGAGAAUGGACCCUAGACAUAAAAAGAUCCUUCAACGCAACAGAACCAAUCUUGUGAGGGAUUUAGACCCGUCAGAAGUUUAUGAUGGACUCCUGUCAAGGGGAGUCUUCACCCAAGAUAUGAUAGAUGAGAUUAAGAGCUCAGGAACCAGAAGGGACCAGGCCAGGCAGCUGGUGAGAGACCUGGAGACACGUGGGAGCCGAGCCUUCCCUGCCUUUUUGGAAUGCCUGCGUGAGUGUGGCUAUGAAAGUCUGACCAGUCUCCUCCAGAGCGAAGAUCCAGUUGGCCAGUCUGUGCCAAGCCCACAGAUUCCAGUAAUCAGACCUCUGCCAGUGUGUCCUAUUGAUGUCAGAGAGCCAGACAAAAUCCACAGUAAUCCACCUAAAGAAUUGCCUCUAUAUCCUACUGAAAUAGAUAUUGCCAGUCCAUCUCCAGAGAGGUUGAGCCCAAGACCCACGCAAGGGAGAACAAGACGAGAUAGCAUCCAGAGUUAUAAGAUGGAUGCUAGCCCCUGUGGACUCUGCCUCAUCAUAAACAAUGUGGAGUUUGAACAGCACUCAGACCUAAAGGAUCGCAACGGAUCAGAUAUAGACAGUGACAAGCUAGAGAGACGAUUCAAGUCUCUUAAUUUUGAUGUUGUUGUGAAACGAAACCUGAAACAUAAGCAAAUACGACAAGAGCUGUCGGCAUUAGCAAAGAUGGACCAUUCCAACUCUGACUGCUGUGUGGUUAUCAUUCUGUCACAUGGCACAGAGGCCACACACAGUCGCUUUCCUGGUGCAGUGUACGGCGUGGAUGGCACCUCAGUGCCAGUUCAGGUCAUCACAAACUACCUCAAUGGACAGCACUGUCCCUCACUGCAGGGCAAGCCCAAACUCUUCUUCCUUCAAGCCUGUGGAGGAGGAGAGAAGGACACUGGCUUUGAAGUGUCUCCUGAUGAGGUGCAGCCAUGUAUGGGUGGACCAGAUGACCAGACGGAUGCCAUCCCUGUGUCAUCCAGCAGUGACUCCCUGAGCAUGUCAGAUGAACCAGAUGCACGGGCUACUCUGCCCACACCAAGUGACAUUCUGGUAUCCUACUCCACUUUUCCAGGAUAUGUCUCGUGGAGGGACACCAAGGCAGGUUCCUGGUAUGUAGAGACCCUGGAUCGUCUUCUGAAAGAGAAUGCUGCCAUUCACGACCUAGUAACUAUACUUAUGAUGGUCAACAAUGAAGUGUCACAGAAUUCUGCUAAAGGCUUGUUUAAACAGAUGCCUGGGUCAUUCAACUUCCUCCGAAAGCUUCUUUACUUCCAGGCUCCACCACACAGCCAGUUUUCUACAUGACCAGCAUAUCUGUCUCUGGCUCACAGAGAAACCUUCAGGAAUUCAUAAUAUGUUUAAAUGGUUAUCCUGUGGUAAUCAAAUCUGUUAGCUUUGUAUUUUUUUUACUUUUGCACUCACAAUUUGUAGUGCUGUUGUUUACUGGAUUUCCCAGUCAGAGAGUUGCCACCCCUUCAACCAUUUUGUAGGUGUCAUUUAGCCUCGGGACUAGUUGUCAUGUCAUGAUCAAAACAACAAUUUUCCCAAAACAUAUAACUCAUGACUUUUUAAUGAUUAUACAUCAAUAGAUUUAAGCUUGACAAUUUGCUCUUUUAAUUUGACAAUGGUGAUGGAAUAUGUAAUAGUUUUUCUAUACUGUACAUCCUUAUUUUUUUUUUUACAAGUAAUUUCAAUAAAUGUAUGUAAUGAUUUGUAA
Molecule: messenger RNA, 1818 nt
Organism: Alosa alosa (allis shad)
Lineage: Eukaryota; Metazoa; Chordata; Actinopteri; Clupeiformes; Clupeidae
Gene: casp9
Product: caspase 9, apoptosis-related cysteine peptidase
Exons: 11
Coding region: 87-1406 (439 amino acids)
Biological process (GO): proteolysis; intrinsic apoptotic signaling pathway in response to DNA damage; apoptotic process
Cellular component (GO): cytoplasm
Source: RefSeq, a predicted model, not a curated record